GAAGUCUACACUGCGAGAAUUAAGAAUGGACGAAAUACAAGAAACAAUAUUGGACGGAAGGCCUAUGUCAUUCAGCUCACGGACUAAGAUGUGGGGAAGCACAUUAUCAUAUGCUCCCGCCAGGUCCAGGAAAACAGCUCCCAGAGUUUCCCCUCUAGCAAAGGAAAGAUUCACAUUUUGCUCUGUGGGAUGCUUCUUGAUUUUGGCAAAAGCAGACUUCCUUUCUGCAAGCGCCUUACGGCAUUCGGAAUUCCACCACGGGGCUGGAGGAACCAUAAGGUUACGUAAUUUACCACCCGCUCGGCGAGCCCCGGUUCUUUCCGCAGAAUCGAGAAUGUGUUCUGUGAAUUGCUCAUAGCCUGUCUCGAGAUCUAUGUUUGAGAGGUCUAUUAGGUGAGGAAUAUUCCUGGUCC
Molecule: messenger RNA, 413 nt
Organism: Cephus cinctus (wheat stem sawfly)
Lineage: Eukaryota; Metazoa; Arthropoda; Insecta; Hymenoptera; Cephidae
Exons: 2
Coding region: 26-358 (110 amino acids)
Source: RefSeq, a predicted model, not a curated record